AUGGCGCCCGCGAGGCCGGCGCCGGGGCGGCGGACGGCGAGUUGGGGGACGCCGGGCGAAGGGUUUUCUCCGGCCGGAUUCAAGAAUAAGAAUGUGAAACAGAGGACGUGGCGACCGAACCAUGCGCAGGCCUUCGCGGGGAGCGUUCGCGAGGGACAAGGCUUUGCAUUUCGAAGAAAAUUGAAGAUUCAGAAAAAUUACAAGAAACUGCUAUGGCGGAAAAACAAGGCUCAAACCUCACAGGAAUCCCAAUUCAGAGAUCGAUAUCCCGAUCACCUGAAGCAUCUUUAUUUGGCCGAAGAGGAAAGGCUGAGGGAGCAGCGGAGGAAAGCUCAGCAGCCUUUGUCAGAAGAACAGGUGAAUCAGGCUUUGCCCACAGAACCAUGUGACACUGACCAGGCUUUGUCUGAAGAGCAUUGUAGCAUUGAGCAGCCUCAGCCAGAAGAGCAAUGUAAAGAAGAAAGGAUAAACUUCAUUACUAUUCCCAAGAAAAAUAAAAAGAAAACAUCAAAUCAAAAAGCGCAAGAAGAAUAUGAACGGGUACAAGCUAAGCGUGCUGCUAAGAAACAAACUGGCUUCUUCUGCUUCUCUAUGACCAUGAUGGAAAAAUGGUUACUCAAAUACCAAGCUUAUGUCAACAUUGCUUCAUCUACCCUAACAGGCUGUCUAUGACCUUCAAUUGCAAGUUCUUGAUAAAUCAUUCUUUAUAAAUUUGGCUUUGACAAAAAUUGUGGUAAUUAUUAAUGCUAUUCACCAACUAUUUCUUUCCACCUUGGAAGCAUGUGAUAGGAUUGCACUUCCUAGCUCCAUUGUAGUAGGGAGAAACCAUGUGACUUAUUCUGGUCAAUGACAGUUGUGAUGUGUGUCAUUUAAAUACCAGUAAGAGACUCUCUACAGAGUUUGAUGUUCUUCUGCUUUGAUGAUGAGCAAUGUUACAUUUAAUGGCUACUUGAGUUCCUAAAUGAAGAUAUGCCUCGGCAUCCCUCAAUGGAACAAGAAAUAAACCUUUAUUGUUUUAAAUUA
Molecule: messenger RNA, 1023 nt
Organism: Pipistrellus kuhlii (Kuhl's pipistrelle)
Lineage: Eukaryota; Metazoa; Chordata; Mammalia; Chiroptera; Vespertilionidae
Gene: CCDC59
Product: coiled-coil domain containing 59
Exons: 4
Coding region: 1-672 (223 amino acids)
Cellular component (GO): nucleus
Source: RefSeq, a predicted model, not a curated record